CACUCCUUCACGGCUCCUCCUCUCCUCUGCCCUUUCGUAGACACUCCAUCGGAGAAAGCCUCGCCAAACUGGACCUCGUGAGCAGAAGCUGAUUCCUAGGAAUCCUCGGGUCGAUUGAUGCGGACGCGAUCAAGGGAUGCCGCCGAAGCAGGCCGCGAAGAAAACCGACGUGGCGAAGAAGCAGAAGAUGGUCGAGGACAAGACCUUCGGGCUCAAGAACAAGAACAAGAGCAAGAACGUCCAGAAGUACGUGCAGACCCUCCAGCAGUCCGUGCAGCCCAAGACCGAUCCUUCCAAGAACGCCGCGAAGAAGAAGAAGGAAGAGGGUAAGGCGAAAGAUAAGGAGCUAAACGACUUGUUUAAGAUUGCCGUGAGCCAGCCCAAGGUGCCUGUCGGUGUCGAUCCCAAGUCCAUCGUGUGCGAGUUCUACAAGGCAGGGCAGUGUGCUAAAGGUUUCAAGUGCAAAUUCUCUCACGAUUUGAAUGUUCAGCGCAAAGGAGAAAAGAUCGAUCUUUACAGCGACAAACGGGACGAUGGUACAAUGGAGGAGUGGGAUCAGGAGACUUUGGAGAAGGUCGUCGAGUCUAAGAACAAGGAGUAUAAGCAGAAUAAGCCCACUGACAUCGUGUGCAAGUACUUUUUGGAAGCAGUGGAGAAGAAUCAGUAUGGUUGGUUCUGGGUCUGUCCAAAUGGUGGGAAAGACUGCCAUUACCGGCAUGCACUUCCUCCUGGAUAUGUCCUGAAAUCCCAAAUGAAAGCUUUGCUCGAAGAAGAGCGCGAAAAGACGCCCCUCGAGGAAGAAAUCGAGAAUCAGCGUGCCAAAUUGGCUACUCUGACUCCUCUGACUCCCGAAUUGUUCGCGAUAUGGAAGAAGAAGAAGAUUGCAGAGAGAGACGCUCGGUCAGCGGCACUUAUAGAAGAGAGGGCUAAGAAUGACCGAAUGAGCGGCCGCGAGCUAUUCCUGUCCGAUUCAAGCUUGUUUGUCGAUGAUGUUGAGGCAUGUGAAAAGCAAUUGAGAGAGGAACAAUCUCGCAUCAUGAAAAAGCAGGUGGAUGGCAGUUCGGCAGGAGAUGGAUCUAGCGCCUCAUCGAUGGAAGUUGGCGAUGGUGAAGUCCUUCAGAACGAGGACGCUGACGAGCUGGAUGCUAAUGAACUUGAUGAGCUCGAGGCUAGCCUGUCGGGAACAGCUAUACAUAUCCAGGAGCCGCGGGUCGGAGCAUAAACUAUGAACUCCAAAGCGAUCUUCAGAUCUCCAGCUCGCUCAGAUACUCGAACCAGACACGCAGUUUUAUUUAUAUAGUUACCACGCAAGAUCAGCCUUCGGGAUAAUUAUGGCCAUUUGGCAUUUAGAGAUAAUCAGAUAAAUGUCUCUUUCUUUACAACGAUAUUUGGUUCAU
Molecule: messenger RNA, 1397 nt
Organism: Rhodamnia argentea
Lineage: Eukaryota; Viridiplantae; Streptophyta; Magnoliopsida; Myrtales; Myrtaceae
Product: zinc finger CCCH domain-containing protein 11-like
Exons: 8
Coding region: 137-1222 (361 amino acids)
Biological process (GO): cytoplasmic translation
Cellular component (GO): cytosol
Molecular function (GO): mRNA binding; metal ion binding
Source: RefSeq, a predicted model, not a curated record